This is a messenger RNA of Xylaria bambusicola, 2996 nucleotides long. Its product is annotated as heterokaryon incompatibility protein-domain-containing protein. Bases 139 to 2667 code for a protein of 842 amino acids. The record is from RefSeq and is a predicted model, not a curated record. NCBI's taxonomy places the organism in Eukaryota, Fungi, Ascomycota, Sordariomycetes, Xylariales, Xylariaceae. The transcript is spliced from 2 exons.
AUCCAAGCCUCAUGGACGUGCACCUAAAUACCGAAAACGCUCACCGUUCCAUUUCUUCCUGCGCUCGUGUCUAUUCUCUGAUGAAUUCCGACAAACAUUCUUCCUUUAAGUCCGCAAUGCAAUUCACCAUCUGUUUCAAUGGCCAAGCUCAUGUGUCUACCUAUCCAGAAACUUAAAAUACCAAAUGCGAAAAGACAUGCGCCGGCAAAUCACGAUCAUGUGCAACUAUGCGAAUCAUGUCGAGACUGGGGCCAUAUCAGCAUACACAGUCUAGAUGACCCCGUCCCCAAAGACGAGAAAGACAGGUACACCACGGGUCGGCGCUCGGUGACGCUCGAAGGAUUGGCGCAAGGAGCCCAGUCGCAAUGCCGCAUGUGCACAUCUGUUAUGUCUGUUUACGAUGCCCGGGCCCGAGAGAUGGAGAAUGUGCAGGCUCUACCGCCGGAAGAUGUCGGUGUUAGCAUAGACGGACCGUUCUAUCUGGACUCGGGAGGCCAUUCGCUUCACUCUCCAGAGGGUCGUCCUCGACGUUAUGGCGAUCGGUCUGAUCCCGAUCACAUCGUCGUCACUAUAUUCAUCCGCGUCACGAUUAAGAGCCUGGCGCAUGUCGCCGAAAUGAAAAGCGAAUCAUUUUUGCGAUCACGAGCUACCAGACAGCAAGGAAGGGCUGAUCGUACGGAGGAAAUCGAGACCUCUGAUACCUCGUUGUUCACUAUUACCCCGCUUUUCAAGUUAACUUAUUCUAACGACGAUGCUAAAGUCCUGACUAGAGUCGAAGAAUGGAAUGUGCCGUUCUUUGAUACAACGGUUCUUCGCGGCUGGCUUACGAGAUGUGACGAUCAGCACACGGGGGAAUGUGUUGGCAAAACGGUCGAAAUAGAGAAUCUUCCUGCGGGAUUUCGAGUCAUUGACACUCAUGAAGACAAGAUUGUAGAGCCGAAUAGUUCCUUUCGAUAUGUAGCACUGAGUUACAUGUGGCCCGUCGGCCCCGACAAUAAUCUCCGGUUGGAAAAAUGUAACAUCGACACCCUUGAGGCACCCGGUAGUCUCCGUCAAGUGCAGCUGCCAAACAUCAUAAGCGACGCCAUUGCCCUGUGUCGCAACAUGGGUGAGCGCUAUCUGUGGAUUGAUCGUCUUUGCAUCAUCCAAGAUGACGAGAUUAGCAAGCCAAACCAGAUCAAUGCGAUGGAUCAGAUCUAUCGUUUGGCAAGCUUCACGAUCAUCGGGGCUCUGAACACACGCGAUGAUAUUGGCUUACCGGGGUGUGCUGGCAGACCCCGGCAUGCUUCCGCGUGGUCAUCACAUUAUGAGCCCGAAGUCGAGCUGCAGGGCUUGCGAUGCGGGAUAACGGCGGACAAAGCCAUUAACACGACGCUAUGGAACCGUAGAGGCUGGACCUUUCAGGAGAGGUUACUAUCUAGACGCUGUCUGUAUAUCACACAUGAUCAAGUCAUAUACAAGUGCUGCGAGGAUGAAGCCAUGGAGAUGCUUACCUGGGCAGUACACACGACGCCGCUGUCCCUACACAGAGACGAUGGUGGUCACAAUGACGACAUGUAUUGUUUAGAAGAUCGAAGCGGCUCUUCUGGUUUGUCCAGUGAUGAAGCAACUGAUGCUCUGAAAGAGCCCGAAGGUGGUGGCAUUUUUAAGAGAACCGACAAUGACGAGCAGUUCACUAUCCAAGACGGGGUGAAACUGGCGCAUUACUGCAAUUGGAUCAAAGAUUACAGCUCACGACAAUUAUCCGUCGCCAGCGAUGCCUUCAGCGCGUUUGCCGGGGUCGCCAACGCGCUGCGUCCGGCUUUCAACUGUCAGAUGAGAUUCGGCAUACCGGAGAAAUACAUUCCGAUCUGUCUCUGCUGGGAUUGCCCCGGACACUUCAGCCCGCGAGGUGACAUCCCAGAGGUUCCGAGCUGGAGCUGGGUAAGCUCGUCGCGGCCUGUCACCUACGACUGUGAGGGCGAAGUGCUGGGCCGAGAUUUCCUCCAGAUUGCGAGCAUUGUGUAUUUCUAUAUCAAGACACCGGCUAAGAAUCUCCUUAAGCUCCAGGCUGAGGAACGAUGGAUACAGCACGAGGUAUCCAUCCAGGAGAUGGCCGGGCGAGACGAGUUGCCGCCUCUGCGCGGGAAGGGCAUCCCUGGAGAGUGGAGGUCGAACAAGGACUGGAGGGAGUGUCCGCAGAACCCGUGGACAACAUUCGCGAGGCAGACAUUGGACUCAGAGGCAAUCAAAGUAGCAGAUCUAUUCCCUGGAUCUCUCGUCUUCAACACGACAGUCGCAUGUCUCAAGAUUGGCCAGCUUUCAGCGCCAAAAGAUAAGAAGAAAUCGAAAUCAGACGUUUCCAACGCUAUUAUUCUCAGCUCGAACGAUGAGCACGUUGGAACCAUCAGGAUGAUGGAUCACGGAUGGAUAGAAAACAACUGUAGCAGCGUCGGCGUUCAGAAGCGUUUCGAGUUCAUCGUGAUCUCAGGACGUCUCCAGGAGUAUUUUAAUAGGAAGAUGUCUGCCUUUUUGAACAGGUAUUCAGAUAUAUGGGAAUUGAAUGUCAUGAUGGUAGAGAGGCUACCUUGUGCGUCUUUCGUCGCUAGGAGGAUGGGGAUCGGGACGGUCAAGAUGUGUAAGUGGAAAGACUGUAGUCCUAGAUGGGAGACUGUGGUUCUCUGUUGAUUGAUAUAGGUGCCUGCAUGUACGUAGGGCACAAAUACACGACUGCACAUCGAAUAUCUAUCUGUAUAUAUACCCCAAGAUAUCAUCUUUGCAAGUUGUUGGAUCAUAGAGAGAUGUUGCACAUCCGAAAUGGUGUAGGACAAUCCUUUUGGAAGAGACCCGUCCAAGGCUCCUUCGAAGCUGGAUGGAAAUUAUAUUAUGUGUACAGCUCAACCUCUAGGCUCUCUAAGUGUCGACCUAGACCCUUCGGCCAACAGCAAGAAUACCUCUUUUUCCUUCAAAUUUAUGCUAAUUACUCGAUGUUUCUAUGAUAUAGUUGCGCACACGUC